Messenger RNA from Durusdinium trenchii, 2204 nucleotides. NCBI's taxonomy places the organism in Eukaryota, Dinophyceae, Suessiales, Symbiodiniaceae. The record is from the annotation of a GenBank genome assembly.
CACGAACCGAACGGCAUGUCAUGCGCCAUGUCUCCUUGCAAUUCCUGGCAGCCGCACGGGCGCGUGCUCUCGCGCACUCUCGCACGCGCUGUCUCAGCGUGGCCAAGAAGGGACCACGUGGCCGGAAGAAUGAGGAAAGCUUUUGGCAGGAGGUGCGAGAGGUGCAGCAGAAGCAUGUCCAAGCAGCACGCGAGGCGCAAGCAAGGCGAAAGCAAGAGAUCAAGAAGCUCAAGCCUUUGGAGGAUGGAUCCAUUCCCACCAAGGAGGGUGAGCAGCCGGAGCUUCCUGCCGCAGCUGAAGGUGAACCACUCCAAGAGAUGGAUAGCUCAACGAGCCGCUCUCGGCUGGGCAUCCAUGCGCCAGGUCUUCCAGACUCUGCGAUUGCCCUCGCCGAGCGCUUGCUCUCUGCAAAGAGCCCCGGGGAGGUCUUAACCUUGGGCACCAAGGCCGUCGAGGCCCUGCACACGGAGGUGGACCAGGAGCAGCGAUCCUUGCGACUGGGUCAGAUUGCCCUGAGCCUUCAGCUCUUAGCCCGGCAAGCCGACGGCCCGCGCAAGGCAGUCAUCUUAAAGGACCGACGCCUCGCUGGCAUGGUGGAAUCUCUCAAGGAGAAUGCCGAAGAGUUGGAGGUCUGGAUCCUCGCGGCCGGCAGCUGCGCACUGGGGCGCUUGGCCUCGCUGAGCCUUGGGGCGGCGCAAGCCACGGGGCCGGCCCACGAAGCGCUGCUGGCGUGCAGCCAGAAGAAGCUUUCAACCUUCGAAGUGGCACAGGCUGCCUUGGUCUUAGCCAGCUUGGCUUCCGUGCCGGAACGCCUGGCGUCUCCAGUUGGUCGACAACUGCGGGAGUCCUUGGUCUCCACCUUGGAAUUGCAAAGCCAGGAGCUUUCACCUGACGCUUGUGCACACUUGGCUCCUGCAUUGGUGAAGCUACGAGAUCAAUCUGCUGAACUGGCCAAAGGCGUGGCGAAGCGCCUGGGCACCGGCGUGUCCGCCGUGCCGCCCGAGCUCUUGGCCACGGCGGCGAAGAGCUUGGCGGCGCUGCGCCAGGCGCCGCUCCAGCUCAUGGAGGCGACCGAACAGGCGAUGCGCCGGCAGAUUCACCUGUGCACACCCCGUGCAGUGGUCUACUUCGCCUCGGCUUUGUCGGAGGGCCGGGGCGGGGUGGACGCCUUCAAGGACUUCCUGAUGCCUGCAGCAAGGUCCUUCAUUUUGGACUUCGGCUGUCGAGACCUGUGCACCCUCGCCGAAUGCUUCGUCAAGGCCAGCUGCAGCGAUCCCGACUUCCUGGCAGAUGUGGCCGAGCGCUUGCAGAGGAAGGUUCCGGAGAUGGGAGCCCAUGAGGUGUCGGUGGCGUUCCAAGUCUUUGCGCCGGUCUCCUAUGCAGUUCCUCAGUUCUUUCCAGCCAUGGCUGAGAAGGCGAAAGACCUGGCGGAUGAACUCUCACCCAAGCAGUUGACGCAUACCCUGCAAGGCCUUCAUAGCAGUCGCUGGGCCGAUGAGCAGCUCCUGAAAGCCUUGGCCGCUCGGGCACAGCAGCUCUCACACGUGCUCUUUGGAACGCACGCAGUGUCGGUGAUUUUGGCCUUGGCCGACGCGCAGCACUUGGACGAGCGACUUCUCAGGAGUUUGUCCGAGACCGUCUUGCGAAGUUUGGACCGCGAUGGAUGGAGCAUGAGAAGUUCGAGCAGAUCGAUUCUGUGAGUCGGUCCGACCGCGGGUUUCUUCGUUUCUUCCGCGUCAUGAUUCGACUUUGGCCGUGGUGACUUCCCCAUUUCUGGUGCUACAAUUCACACCUUCCUGGCCGUUGGGAGCUGAGAUGGUAUGGCCGUUUGAAACAAUCAGACAAAAAGCACGUACUGAGGGACUGAGAAUGCAUUCGAGGUCACAACAUGUGACAUUUGCGUCACCAAAGCGAUAUUUGUUGGAUACUUUAGAAACGUCUUUUGAUUGGUAAGCAAGUUAUUGGUUGAUUGAUUGAUUGAUUGAUUGAUUGGUCUACCAUGGUCUACCCAUUGAUUUCUGUGGUGUGUGAACGGUGUGUAUGUGGUGUUUCUUACACUUCGGAAUCGAGCUUUCUUCGUGGCACAACCAAGGCCUUGGUGGGUAGCUUUGAGAGAUGCGUCCGAGCACCGUGCAGAAUACGAUAUAGAUAGAACAUGAAACGACACACACACACAAUGGGAAACGGGUCGCGUGAAUUGUAGG